Ceratitis capitata (Mediterranean fruit fly) is the source of this 1723-nucleotide messenger RNA. RefSeq names its product neuropeptide-like 1 (gene Nplp1). Bases 391 to 1620 code for a protein of 409 amino acids. The record is from RefSeq and is a predicted model, not a curated record. NCBI's taxonomy places the organism in Eukaryota, Metazoa, Arthropoda, Insecta, Diptera, Tephritidae. The transcript has 4 exons.
CCGACGCAGCGAACGCAUUCGCAACGAAUUCAACCGAAAACCAAACGUACGGAAACUAACGGACAAACGAACAGACACUGACCAACAAUAGGCAAGCCAGGAAACAGUAAUACAAUUGAAGACAAUAAAGUUUGAAAAUCGUCGUGUGUGAAAAGUGCGCGUCUCCUAAGUUGAAAAGAAAAGCAAAAAAAUCCAAGUAUACUUUUCGGCUGUUUAGUGUGUGCGGGGAGCAAAAAAUACGCGAAAUUCUUAAAUUUUUUCCACUCCUCAUUUUAACCAACAAAGCAGCAACAUUAUCUCUAGUUCCUUUGUAGUGAUCGCGCUUUAAGCUUUGUGUUUGCAGCGUAUAGUGCGCGCCGGAAACGCGACAACGAAAAUCUAACAACAACUAUGGCAGCUAAACAUUUAUCAUUGGCAGCGCCUUGGGCUAUGUUGCGCCUGUGGCUUGUGCUCGGCAUGACGCUAAACGCGCUACAACAACCGUUCUUGGUUCAAGGAGCUGACGCUGACGCUGACGUUGACGGUCCGGCUGCUCCGCCUUACGACCUGGACGCGCUAAUAAAUCGGCUUGUAUAUCCAAAUCCGGUAUAUCAAUUGCAUGCCUCCGCACUUCGCAGCCAACUACGCAACGCACUCCUCGAACGCCAACUAGCCGCUGCAGCGGAAGAGAAUGAACUCGCCUCUAAUGCCGCAGCACCGGACUAUGAUUACUUCGACGAAGACAAACGCUCUGUGGCCGCACUCGCCGCCCAAGGUAUGCUACAUCCCAAACGCAGUCUUGCAACACUGGCCAAGAACGGACAAUUACCCUCACUACCCGAUCCCGAGGAUGUGGAACCAACUGCACCGAAUGAAGACAAACGCUAUGUCGGCUCGUUGGCGCGCAGCGGCGGUUUCGCCACGUACGGCAAACGUAAUAUCGGCACACUGGCACGUGACUAUCAGUUACCACAAAAUGGCAAACGAAAUCUGGCUACAUUGGCACGUCUGGGCUUGCUAACCCGAGGUGAAGGUGGUAAUAAGCGUAAUAUGGCUGCUGUGGCACGCUACAAUUCGCAUGGACGUCAGGCGACUUUGGCACCCACCGACAAGCGAAAUAUUGGCGCAUUGAAAGCUUCACCAGUGCAUGGCGUACAACAGAAGCGCGGCGAGGAGGAUGAGGUUUACUUGCCAGCUAGUUUCUUUGGCGCUGAUGCGGAUUAUGCCGAGUUUGUGCCCAACUAUUGGUUGUAUCCCAGCUAUGCCGAUUUGGAUUGGGGUGACUUUGGACGUGCCCAAAAGCGUUUCUUAGAUACCUCCAGGGAUCCCGAACUCUUUGGCAUCGAAAAUGCACCACCGCCCGCUGACUACAACGACUACAUGCCCUACAUAGACGGUCUCGAUCCUGGCGAAGAAAUUGCCUUGCUACCACCGCCUGAGGACCCCUACAACUAUACCACUACACCGCCCGACGGCGCACCGUACGGACCGCCACAGAAACGUCACAUCGGCGCUGUCUAUCGUUCGGGCUUCUUACCCUCCUAUCGUUCGUUGCGCAGCACUAUCGGCAGUUAUGGCGGUUAUGGCGGCGGCGGCGGCAGUCGUUUUAGUCGCUCUGGACGUGCCAGGCAAUUUGUAUGAGUAAAUGGCGGUGAAUUUGUGUGUUAAUUGCUGAUGAACUUAACUACCACUACCACUUAACUACCACAUACACACACCCACUACUACCACUCUAAUUUGUUUU